Molecule: messenger RNA, 815 nt
Organism: Crotalus tigris (Tiger rattlesnake)
Lineage: Eukaryota; Metazoa; Chordata; Lepidosauria; Squamata; Viperidae
Gene: MRPS18B
Product: mitochondrial ribosomal protein S18B
Exons: 7
Coding region: 17-796 (259 amino acids)
Biological process (GO): mitochondrial translation
Cellular component (GO): mitochondrion; ribosome
Molecular function (GO): structural constituent of ribosome
Source: RefSeq, a predicted model, not a curated record
UGAGGCACAAUGGCGCAUGCGCAACGGUAUUUGUGCUCCGCGCAAGAUGGCAGCCUCCAAUGGAGCCAUGUUGCUGUGUGGGAACAUGGGGUUUUUAGCGGCCCGUGUGCCUUUUAAUAGAUUUUGCGGGCUACGGCAUAUACCCACUACUUCCCUCCUGCUACCUGAGCAAUUGGCCUUUCGUACGUAUUGCACGGAAGUCAACGAAGAAGAAUCCACAAAGCCAGAUGGUCGUGAGAGAGAUUCACCUUACAAAGAAAUGCCAUGGAAAUACUUGGAGAGCGAAGAAUACAUAACUAAAUAUGGCAACAAUCCCGUCUGGUUUGGAUACAGGCGUAAUUUCAAAGGUCAGGUUCCACCACAGAAAACCCGGAAGAUGUGCAUUAGAGGAAGUCAUGUUUGUGGGAAUCCCUGUCCCAUCUGUAGAGAUCAACAUCUUUUUUUGGAUUAUAGGAAUGUGAAGCUUCUUGAACAGUUUAUCUGCCCCCACUCAAAUAUCAUCCUUGAUCCAGCCCGUACAGGCCUGUGUGCGAAUAAGUAUAAGGCGCUAGUCAAAGCUGUUGAUCAAGCUCAAGACAGUGGACUUCUAACAGUUAGCACUCCCUUGAUCGCCUUCCAACAUGUGGAUUGGAGCAACCAACAUCCAGCUGUUUCCAAGACUCCUCCAUCCCCAGCUCUGUGUAGCAAGACAUCAUGGUAUCCUUGGUAUGACUGGCAACAGCCUCCCGAGAAAAAAAUUAAACUCUUCAGGAGGAUUUACAAGGAUUAUCUGAAAGAAGAGAGCAACCUUUCAUAAACCAAGCCAAAAAAAAAAA